CUCAAGUGGCCAAGCCCAAGACCGCAAGUGUGGGUAUCGGGACAGGGUCUCUUCAAAUUCUCAAACGUGAUUUGAGUGUGUGCAGUUUACGAUUAGUUUAAACAUCCCAUCUGCUCUGAUCACACUGUUUAACUACAUUCAACAUAAGUAACAACAAACAUCGAUUUAAAGGAGAAAAAUUAAUCAGGGUGCUAAACUAAACUAAAAAGAGGAAAACUGUUGCUAGAGCACAACCAAAUGUCAUUACAUCAUGCAAGUGCCUGAAGAAGAUACACCAAUGCUGGCAGUAUGCAUUGAUGAAACAGGAGCACUCUUUUUGAAACAUGUUCCUCGGCCUGAACUCAGAGAUGCGCAGCUGCUCAUCAAAGUCACUGCCACUGCUUUAAACAGGGCUGACCUGCUACAGAAAAGAGGUCUUUAUCAGCCUGCGCAUGGAGAGAGUCAAAUCUUGGGUCUGGAGGCCAGCGGGGUGAUCGAUGCCAUCGGCCCUGGAGUCAAGGGCAACUGGAAGCUGGGAAGUGAAGUGAUGGCUUUGCUCAGUGGAGGUGGCUAUGCAGAAUAUGUAGCUGUUCCGGAAGAACUCGUCAUGCCUGUUCCAUCCCACCUCACACUUUAUCAGGCCGCAGCAAUACCUGAGACCUGGCUCACUGCCUAUCAACUUCUGCACUUCAUAGCCAAAGUGAAGCCAAAUGAGACCGUGUUAAUUCACGCUGGAGCGAGUGGAGUCGGCACGGCAGCCAUUCAGCUGGUUCGGUUGGGUCGUGCUGUUCCAAUAGUGACUGCCGGGAGCCCUGAAAAAUUACAAUUCACUGAGCAACUGGGAGCAGCUUUGGGAAUAAAUUAUAAAGAAGAUAAUUUCUCUGAGAAAGUACUCCAAUUCACUGAAGGCAGGGGAGCUGACAUAAUUCUAGACUGCAUUGGUGGAUCUUCUUGGGAAAAGAAUGUUUCUAGCCUUGCAUUAGAUGGACGAUGGGUGCUUUAUGGCGCCUUGGGAGGUAAAACAGUGGAUGGAGACUUGCUUGGCAAGCUUUUAAGGAAGAGAGGCCAUCUUCUUUGUACUCUCCUGAGAUCAAGAAGUUUACAAUAUAAAGCAGAGCUCGUCCGGAGUUUCACCGAGCAGGUUUUGCCGCUCUUUAAGUCAACAGAUUCACCCCUGUGCCCUGUGAUUGACAGCACAUUCAACAUGGAGGAUAUUGAAAAGGCUCAUCGACACAUGGAGGAAAACCAAAAUAUUGGGAAGAUAAUUAUAAAAAUUGGAUCCUCUUGAUAAUAUUCCUCAAACAUAUUUAAUGUAUAAUCAGUGACACUAUCUAGCAUUAGGAAACCUUCAGAUUUACAGCAUAUAAACAAACAGUCAGCAUAGUACCAGCUAAUCAGAUACUGUAGUAAUUAUGAUUGGGGGAUGGUAAUUGUCAUGGCUACAGAAUGAAGAGGAGAUAUGAAGUUUAUGACAUCAUAAGACAACAUAUGACUCACAUAUAGUGGGUGUAACUUUAAUGCAAAGAAGAAAGCCACACUGGUUAUGACCACUUAUAAAAUGAAGGCCCAUGUUAAAUAUUAGACAAAAACACCUGAAAGCCUAUGAAUACCUCAGGAAGGUUUAUGACAGUCCCAAGGCGCACAGCUUCCAAUGAAAAACAAGGGCCUGGGAAAUUGCACUUUGUGAGGGUAAUCUAUAAUAUGAUCUUUCAAAAUCAUAGAAGUGAAUGGAAAAUGCAUGGAAGUGAAUUGGUCAAAAGGUGCAGGAAUAGGUUUGUUAUUGUUAAAUCUACAGU
Messenger RNA from Xyrauchen texanus (razorback sucker), 1775 nucleotides. It is a transcript of the gene tp53i3, whose product is annotated as tumor protein p53 inducible protein 3. The record is from RefSeq and is a predicted model, not a curated record. The transcript is spliced from 7 exons. The coding region runs from base 251 to 1267 and encodes 338 amino acids. Gene Ontology annotation, molecular function: quinone binding; quinone reductase (NADPH) activity; NADPH binding. NCBI's taxonomy places the organism in Eukaryota, Metazoa, Chordata, Actinopteri, Cypriniformes, Catostomidae.